Molecule: messenger RNA, 642 nt
Organism: Caenorhabditis angaria
Lineage: Eukaryota; Metazoa; Nematoda; Chromadorea; Rhabditida; Rhabditidae
Source: the annotation of a GenBank genome assembly
AUGCUGGAAAUUCUGAUAUUUACCCUAACUAUCCUGAAUUCAAUUUUUGCUGUUGAAAACCCAGGAUUCUCAGCCAAAAGCAAAGACGCAAUUGUCUCGCUUCACAACGAUUUUCGAAGCAAAUGUGCUCGUGGAGUUUUGCUCGACAAAAACGGUCAAAAAAUCGGGCCAGCCAAAAAUAUGCGAAAACUCUAUUGGUCAAAUGUGCUCGAAAAAUCAGCGCAAAAUUUCGCACAACUUCAUCCAAAUGGCCCAAAUUUGGAAUAUUUCGGCAAUCUUACAGUGAAUAUCGAUUAUUUUGAGACAACUCAAAGAAUUUCAAAUUGUCAAGAAAUCGCGCUGAAAGCGGGCCUUAAUUGGAGGGACCGAAUAGGCAGUGCCACGUGGAAAGGCCCAGUUAUAACUAGAGAAUAUUUGGAGGAAAUGGAUGAAUCUUUGAGAAUGUUAUGGGCUGAAACAACUGAAAUUGGAUGUGGACUGAGUUCGAAAAUUCGGCCUGGAAAGCCUAGUGAAAUUUAUGUUGUUUGUAUUUAUCAUCCGGGUGGUUUGGAUGUGGGAGCUGAGAUUUUCAAAAGUGGAAAAACUUGUUCUGGUUGCCCAGCGAAUACUAAAUGUGAAGAGAAUACUGGACUUUGUAUUUGA